This is a messenger RNA of Argiope bruennichi, 1149 nucleotides long. RefSeq lists its product as uncharacterized. Bases 105 to 977 code for a protein of 290 amino acids. The record is from RefSeq and is a predicted model, not a curated record. The transcript has 5 exons. Gene Ontology annotation, molecular function: protein binding. NCBI's taxonomy places the organism in Eukaryota, Metazoa, Arthropoda, Arachnida, Araneae, Araneidae.
AGAUAAAAAAAGAUAUGAACUCAGCUCGUAUUGUUUAGUUUCGUCUCUUCGCGUCACGCUACUGAACGCAAUAGCAGAACAGAAUACAGAAUCUCAAAUUUAAAAUGAAGUCUUAUUGUGUUGUAUUUAUUUUAUUCAUACAGAUUUUGCGGUCUACAGCAUCUUAUAAAACAGCUUACGUUGAAGACCUUUGCGGCAAUAAUAAUGAAGGUGUUUGGAACUUAGGAUCCGAGAAUUCUAAUUCAUCAGGAAUUCUAAAAUCAUCAAUAAGCAAACCAUUUUUGCAAGGAAUGAACUGUACAGUUAUAAUUCAACCGCCUUUGGGCUUUGGCGUGGUUUUAAGUGUCAGGCAUCUUGAUUUCAGGCCAUUUUAUUUGCCACAUUGUCAAAGCUACAUAGAAAUAUUUGAAAAUGACAAAACUACAAAAUUAUGUGGUUACAGUGACGAUGUGUCAGAAUAUCAGUCUUACUUCAGUGAAGGAAAGGCUUUAGAAUUACAUUUCCACACAGUGAACAACAGCGGGAUUGAACAUCAUUCUGAAAUUGCUUUCAUAGUUACAUCUUUCUUAAAACUGCCAUUCCACUGCGACAUGAAAAUGUUUCAAUGCGGAAAUUCACGGUGUAUUUGGAAAGGCCUAAAAUGUGAUGGACACAAUAACUGUGGAGAUCAAAGUGAUGAAUCUUCACGAAAAGCUAAUUGUGGUGUGCUAACUCCAGGUGAAAUAACGGGUAUAGUAGUUGGAUGUGUAGUUGGAUUCCUUCUACUUAUCCUUUUGCCAUUUGCACUUUGCCGUUGUUGUCGUUACAAACAAACCGACAAUGGCCCUUCGGCUAGGGAACCAGCUCUCAUACAGCCAGCACCAACUUACGGUACAGGUAGAGAAAGUAAUAUCCAUAGUAUACAGCCACCCCCUCCGUUGGAGCCAAGUACUUCAUAUAGGACAUACCAAGAUUCCCCUCCAGCAUAUAAACCCUGAAAUGUUAAGUGAUUCUAUGCCCUCUACAUUCCAUUGAUGAUGUUGAAAAAUCUAAACUUAAAAAAGCUUGAGGUUAAAAAUAAUUUUAACAAAUUCAUUGUCUUUAGUUUUAUUUCUUUGUAUAAAUUAUCAAUCUAUAGAUAAUAAAAUAAAAAUUAUUAAUCGCUGAAUA